CAGUCCCAAACUGGUCUGUCCUAAACCAGGACCAGGAUGCACCAGCUGUUCAGCCAGGUUCUGGGCCAGAGGGAUCUAUCCAGAGCUGGGGAUCUGUUCUCUCUGGAGGACACAGAGAUCGAGGACUGCCUGUCACAAGCACUGGACCAGAUCAAGGCCAUCUCCUGCUCACCGGACUAUUUGACCAAUGACAAUGACCAGGCGGUGGUGGAGAUUUGCAUAACGCGCAUAACCACGGCCAUAAGGGAGACAAGCUCCAUCGAGCUACACAGUGUGGCACUGGUGGGGCUGUGGGAGUCGUGUCUGGAACAUAACCUCACCCCACAAGGUGAAAACACAGAGGACACCCCGCAUGCCAAGAUAGCCUCCGACAUCACCAGCUGUAUCCUGCAGAACUACAGUUGUCCGUCGGUCAUGGUGCUGGCUGUCCCGGUGGCGGUGCGGUUCCUGCAGAGAGGGAACAGGGAGCUGAGUAGGAACAUGUCCAGUUAUCUCUCCCUGGCUGCUAUAGCCAAGGCUGAUCUGUUGGCUGAACACACAGAGGCCAUAACACUCAGCGUGCUGGGAGGUAACCACAUGCUGUUGCGGGUGUUGCCAUCAGUCUACCCCAGACAACCAGAAACCAUCCACCGUCACCUAGGCAACCUCACAGCAAUGAUGUCCCAGCUGGAGUCCCCAGAGCAACAACACCUGAUCAGGCUCAUUCAGAUGGUUGCAGAACAACAUCCUCUUAUGUUAAGCCCUCAGGUCCCUGCGUUGGUUGGUUACCUAGGUGACCAGUCUCUUACUGAGGCCCUGCUGGGCGCACUCGUAGACGUGUCACAGGCCAGCCCUUCCUCGCUGGUCAGCUUCCUGCCAACGCUGAGGGUUGUGGGACAGCAAUGCCCUGCUCUCCUGGGUCAUGUGGCCAAAAUCCACGGCGCUGUCGGGAUCAUCAGUGAGGUACAAACCACACCACACUCGUUGGUCUACCUGGUGUCCCUUCUGGGCAGCAUGGAGCACAGCUUCCACCACACGCUGCUGCUGGAGAUCAGAGCUCUCACUGACCGUUACCCGUCUGUACUUGGAGGCUGCGGGAAAGACAUCUACAGGAUGAGCAACUCUUUUACGGCUAUGGCCAGGCUGUUGGGCGGACGGCUGGAGGAGAGCAUGGCCACGCGCUGCAGGGCGGACGAGGCGUGCCCGCCAUCUCCCCGUGCAUCUCUUCCAGGGGGAGGAAAAGGAGGAGGUGGGGGAGGAGGAGGAGGAGGGUCGGACGCGUUCGAGGAGAAAAUGGGAGUAGAGACGGGAGAGGAGGAGGUGGAGGAGGUGGAGGAGGACUCUCCUGCCUCCCUGCGAUGCUACAGCCUGAGCCAAGCCGUCAGGGAGGAGAAACGAGACAUGAGAUUCAACAGGUCAAAGAGCUUGGCUCUCCACGCUGUGCGCUCACGCUCCAUCAACUCAGACACCGGGGAGGACGGUGACGGAGUGGAGCUAAGUCCAGACAACAUCUCGUCCAACAAGACUUUGCCUAAUCGGCACUCAGAAAACCAGGAAGCACCACCUACAGACAGGAAACCGACCGGUGACGGCCCCCUAGAGAAGGAUGGAGAGAAACAGGAGCAGGGCGAAGCUGACAGACUCUUCAUCCAUUUAAGAGACAAUAUGGAGACAAUCAGAGAGUUCUGUAAAGACAUGGUGCAGCAGAUCCCCACACCAGAGCAGUGUGUGAUAGAAGAUUCAAAUCGAGGCUGUGUGGCCAAGCUCUCGUUCUCUUGUCCACUGAAGGGCCACUACUGCCUGUACGCCAAGUCCUGCUUCAACCUGAGCAGCCGACAGCCUCACCUUUGGAUUCACAUCAUGCUGCUGCAACUACAGAGUAAGUCCAGUGUCCCUCUGUGCUCCAGGGACGAGUGUGUCCAGAGACUGGCUUCCCUUUGGGAGAAGACUCAGCUAAAAGGAGCUCACAGUUUUCCCAUGGCUAUGACACAGCACGUCACCCCACACAGGAAGGACCUGGACAGUCUUCAGAUCCAGCUGGAGGACGUGCGUUUCUUCGACCUGUUUGGAUAUAGCGAGGAAGAGGGAGGUUGGCUCUGCUUCAUGUGUAACAACCCUGAGAAGGCCACAGUGGUGAACCAGGAGGGGCAGCCUCUGAUCGAGGGGAAGCUGAAGGAGAAGCAGGUCCGCUGGAAGUUCAUCAAGCGCUGGAAAACCCGCUACUUCACCUUGGCAGGAAACCAGCUACUCUUCCGGAGAGGCAAAUCAAAAGAUGAGCUGGAUGACAUACCUAUCGAGCUGAGCAAGGUACAAAGCGUCAAGGUUGUAGCUAAGAAGCGUCGGGAUCGGGGUUUGCCGCGGGCCUUUGAGAUCUUCACCGACAACAAGACGUACGUGCUGAAAGCUCAGGAUGAGAAACAUGCGGAGGAGUGGCUGCAGUGCAUCAAUGUGGCUGUGGCUCAGGCCAGAGAGAGGGAGAACAGAGAGGCUACCACCUACCUGUGAGACCAAAACCAACACAGAUACACGCAUAAACUCACGCAUAUGCAGCCAAACAUACGCUGAGGAACAUUUUUCUUCUAACAGUAGGGCAUUUUUGAGGCAUUCAUAAACCACCACCAGAGUUGUCAAGAAUAAAAUAUCACAGGUACGGACAAACUGUGGUAACCCUGAGGAGGGGAAACGCACACAACAACACACUACACAGCCAGCAGCACUUCAGUAGCACUU
Molecule: messenger RNA, 2709 nt
Organism: Seriola dumerili (greater amberjack)
Lineage: Eukaryota; Metazoa; Chordata; Actinopteri; Carangiformes; Carangidae
Gene: veph1
Product: ventricular zone expressed PH domain containing 1
Exons: 15
Coding region: 37-2484 (815 amino acids)
Biological process (GO): regulation of signal transduction
Cellular component (GO): plasma membrane
Molecular function (GO): phosphatidylinositol-5-phosphate binding
Source: RefSeq, a predicted model, not a curated record